Messenger RNA from Peromyscus eremicus (cactus mouse), 933 nucleotides. RefSeq names its product olfactory receptor 4C45-like. The record is from RefSeq and is a predicted model, not a curated record. Gene Ontology annotation, cellular component: membrane. NCBI's taxonomy places the organism in Eukaryota, Metazoa, Chordata, Mammalia, Rodentia, Cricetidae. Gene Ontology annotation, molecular function: olfactory receptor activity; G protein-coupled receptor activity. Gene Ontology annotation, biological process: G protein-coupled receptor signaling pathway. Bases 13 to 933 code for a protein of 306 amino acids. The transcript has a single exon.
CUGUUUGAAAGGAUGAACAAUGUCACAGAAUUCAUCCUUCUAGGCUUGACUCAAGACCCAGAUCUGCAGAAACUCUUAUUUAUUGUGUGCCUAAUAAUCUAUUUGAUCACAGUGGCAGGUAACAUGCUCAUCUCAGCUACCAUCUUCAUCAGCCCAGCCCUCGCUACCCCUAUGUACUUUUUUCUGUCCUACUUGUCCAUCAUAGAUGGUUUCUACUCUUCUUCCAUAGCACCCAAAAUGAUCUAUGACUUGAUCUCUGAGAAGAGCAGCAUAUCCUUCAAUGGCUGCAUGACUCAGCUUUUUGUUGAGCAUUUUUUCGCUGCAGCUGAAAUCAUCUUGCUGGUUUCCAUGGCCUAUGAUCGCUACGUAGCCAUCUGUAAGCCUUUGCACUACAUGACCAUCAUGAGCCGACCUAUGUGUGUAUUUCUUGUGGGGGCUGCUAUAGUCCUGGGAUUCAUCCAUGGAGGAAUACAGAUUUUAUUUAUGGCCCAGUUACCUUUCUGUGGUCCAAAUAUCAUUGACCACUUUAUGUGUGAUUUAAUACCACUCCUGGAGUUGGCCUGCACUGACACUCACACUCUGGGGCCUCUGAUUGCUGCCAACAGUGGGUCACUGUGUUUACUCAUUUUCUCUAUGCUGGUUGCUUCCUAUAUAGUCAUCCUUCACUCCCUGAGGAAUCAUAGUUCAGAAGGGCGUCGCAAAGCCCUGUCUACCUGUGCAUCUCAUGUCACUGUUGUUGUCUUAUUCUUUGUACCUUGUUCAUACCUGUACCUAAGGCCCAUGACCUCCUUACCCACGGACAAAGCCGUAACUGUGUUUUGCACUCUGGUGACACCUAUGUUGAACCCUUUAAUCUAUACCCUCAGAAAUGAGGAGGUCAAAAGAGUUAUGAAGAAGCUCUGGGGUCAAAUGUGGAAAGCUGAUGAUGCAUAA